Molecule: messenger RNA, 1647 nt
Organism: Belonocnema kinseyi
Lineage: Eukaryota; Metazoa; Arthropoda; Insecta; Hymenoptera; Cynipidae
Gene: CREG
Product: protein CREG1
Exons: 5
Coding region: 469-1506 (345 amino acids)
Source: RefSeq, a predicted model, not a curated record
GAAUAAUAUCAUUGUCACCUUGCAUUAUCUUCUUGUGGUUAAAGAUAAAGUCUCUGUUAAUUUCAAUUGCAAGCCUUAUCCAUAUACUUUGACAAAUAGUUGCACAUCGUAAAUAAUAGUUCUAGAGUCAAAAAAGAGGUGAAAAUUCUCAUAUUUAAAAUUGUGGUUAAUCUAAUAUUCUUCUGUAUUCUAAUUGAAAGAAAUGUGAGGUGCCAUAAAUUAAAGUUACUUUUAAUCACUCAUUAUAUUUAUAUUCCGCGUUUUCUACUUUUCCCGGACUGUAUUUUUAAUCAACUCAAUUCGGCAAACUCAUUCUCCUCACUGGUCACUAUAAAUAUAUACUCCAUAUAAGGUGAUCAGUAGCUGAGAUUGCUUGAGCAGUUGUGACACGAGUCGUUCAUUCUUUUUCAAUUGAAACUUGGCGCUUUUAAAAAUUUAUAUUUUUAUUGCGUUUUUGAGGAGGCAAAAAUGAUCAUUCAUAAGACAACUCUUGCUCUCCUUUUAUUUUCCUUCUUCUUGACAGAGGCGAUAAAAUUUGAGGACUCCGAAAAAGAUUACAAAGAGUGGAAAGAAUUUCAAGAAUUUCAGAGAUGGAAAAAAUCAAAGUCUGGACGAGAAAAGGAAUUGAUCAGUAGUGAAAAUAGUGAUGGAGAGAAAGAGAAUACGCAAAUAAUUCGUGAGGAUGAUAAAAGUGGGGAGAGGAAUUUCGAGAAACCAAGAAAAAAAGAAAAUGAGAAGAAAAUAUAUGAGAAAUCGAAAUACUUUGAUAAGAAAAGAGUCUAUGACAAGAAAAAAGAUAACGAUAAAAAAAAAGAUUUUGAGAAAAAGAAACGUUAUGAAAAAAAGAGAGAAUAUGAAAGAAUAGCUCAAAUGGAACCAGAUGAAAAUGAUCGGAAUGAUCCACCACCAAUUAAUGAGGCGGCACUUAUGGCUCGGUAUAUCGUUAAUGAAGCGAAUUGGACAUCUGUAGCAACAAUUAGUUCGCGAAAGGAUAUAAAAUCAUUUCCUUCAGCAAAUGUUAUUUCGUUUAGCGAUGGUCUCGUUGGAAACGGAUCGGGUAUACCUUACAUGUUUCUGACUCCCUUGGAUUUUACUGCUCAAGAUCUUUAUAGAGAUAGUCGUGCUACUUUGAUGAUGACUUUGGCUCAAGGUCGAUAUUGCAGCAAGAAAAAUUACGAUCCCAUGGAUCCCCGCUGUGCAAGAGUAAUUCUUACUGGAAAAAUUAAACCGGUUAAAAAUGAUAGUGCUGAGAUAGAAAUCGCAAAGAAUGCAGUAUUUGGUCGGCAUCCAUGGUUAGAAAAUAUGCCUGCAGAUCAUCACUUCUUCUUUGCCAAAUUGAAAAUUGCUUCGAUCGCGAUGUUGGACACUUUCGGAGGGCCAAAAUUCGUAACUGUGAAGGAUUAUCUUCAUCCACCAACAUCAAAUACAUCAAGAGUAUUUCCACAGGUUGAAUUAAAGGAAUCGAGUGAUUUUGAUUUAGUCAGUCCCGAUGUACGUCUUGUAUAAGUGUAAAUAAAAAUUAUUUUUAUUUUACGAAUAUUUCAUAAUGCAUAAACAGGAAAAAGUGCAUUGUUUUGUACCUAUAAAAAUUUAUGCAUGAAUAUUGAAUGUUGUACGGGGUAUGUUCAAUUAUGUGAAGAUAAUAAU